CCCAGCAGAGCCGCCAUGUUCUAUCAACGGUGCUGGUCAGAGGAGAAAGUCACAACGUAGCCUGUCUGCCGCACGGAACUGUUGUCUACGCGUCUGUUUCUCAGCCGGGCCUUUCAACUUGCGCGCUUCCGACCAUAGAGUUUACACGUGCGGAGCAGAGCGGCUACGAGUUUCCGGGUGAUUGUCGCGUUCUAUGGUGAGGUUCAGGAGAACGGAGAGCCGUUGUUGAAGCAUCAGUCGCAGUAAGAAUCCCCGACGGUUUGAAUACAGACAACUACCACCAUGUCUAUUGGAGUGCCAAUUAAAGUUCUACAUGAAGCAGAGGGCCAUAUUGUGACUUGUGAGACCAAUACGGGUGAAGUCUACCGGGGGAAGCUCAUUGAGGCUGAGGACAAUAUGAACUGCCAGAUGUCCAACAUCACAGUGACCUACAGAGAUGGGCGUGUGGCACAGUUAGAGCAAGUGUACAUUCGGGGAAGCAAAAUCAGGUUUCUCAUCUUGCCAGAUAUGUUGAAAAAUGCUCCAAUGUUGAAAAGCAUGAAGAACAAAAACCAAGGUUCUGGAGCUGGAAGAGGCAAAGCAGCUAUUCUCAAAGCCCAGGUGGCUGCAAGAGGAAGAGGCCGUGGAAUGGGGCGUGGCAACAUUUUCCAGAAGCGAAGAUAACUUUGGACUGUGUCUUUCCUUGGUGAAUUAAAAACUGUUGGAAGAUAAUUGUGUUAUGUGUUCCAAUAAAUGUGUUUCUUAGAAAAUGGUAA
Messenger RNA from Heteronotia binoei (common prickly gecko), 755 nucleotides. RefSeq names its product small nuclear ribonucleoprotein D3 polypeptide (gene SNRPD3). The transcript is spliced from 4 exons. The coding region runs from base 283 to 663 and encodes 126 amino acids. Lineage: Eukaryota; Metazoa; Chordata; Lepidosauria; Squamata; Gekkonidae. Gene Ontology annotation, cellular component: commitment complex; U1 snRNP; SMN-Sm protein complex. Gene Ontology annotation, molecular function: RNA binding. The record is from RefSeq and is a predicted model, not a curated record. Gene Ontology annotation, biological process: spliceosomal snRNP assembly; RNA processing.